Molecule: messenger RNA, 486 nt
Organism: Recurvomyces mirabilis
Lineage: Eukaryota; Fungi; Ascomycota; Dothideomycetes; Mycosphaerellales; Teratosphaeriaceae
Exons: 1
Coding region: 1-486 (161 amino acids)
Source: RefSeq, a predicted model, not a curated record
AUGCUGUCUCAUCGCCUCUGCAUCCUAGCGCUGUCAAUUCCAGCCAUUCUCGCCCAAAACUUCAACUUCACCUUACCAGUCGCCCCCUCAACCUUGAACCUCUCGGCCUCGGCCAUCGACAUAUCCUGGAACCGCGGUAUCGAUCCCUACACUGAAGCCGAUCUCGCCUUCACCGGUCCAGGGUUCAGCUACCCGCUGGUCAAAAACCUUAGCAUCUCGACCAACCACUACACCUGGGAUCCGUACAACGUCUCUCAAGCCCUACAGCAGGGCAAGACGCAGUUGAAUGAUGCGACUAUCUACCAAUUCCAGGCGAUGAUGCAUAAUGCGAAUACUACCGCCGGAGCCACGGUCGUGAGUGGAGAGUAUAGUGUGGAUGGGUAUCCGUAUCUCAGUAGUGCGGAGGCGGGAGCUGUAAGACCGUCGUGGGCGGGCUUGGGGAUGGCGGCUUUAGGGAUGAUGAUGGCUGCAGCGAUGUCCUGUUGA